This is a messenger RNA of Peronospora matthiolae, 123 nucleotides long. The record is from the annotation of a GenBank genome assembly. NCBI's taxonomy places the organism in Eukaryota, Oomycota, Peronosporomycetes, Peronosporales, Peronosporaceae.
AUGGGAGACGUGCUCCGGGAGCUACGAGCGGUCGCGAAUACUGUAGACAAAGACAGCCACACGAGAGGCAAGCUCGCCAUGCUUGCAUCGAGUAGCUUGUCCGAUAAGCUGAUGAUCAUCUAG